GCAGACUAUAUCUUUUCUUCUGUGUUGGUUAUAUUUACCUUGUUGCGGAAUAUACAUAGGCUACCGAAUAUUUGCGAUGCAUAGCAUAGGACAUUCUAUUUAUGCUGAAAAUGCUCUCAAUAUAAUAGUAUCAUGCUGACACGUCCUGUCCUACUUGAUCAUGGCAUGGUAAAAAGCUAGAAUUUUGAAUGUGUAAGAAAAAAUUCAAAUUCAUUCUCACCUUAUUUUGGAUUACCAAGCUCAAAAGAGCCUAAUUAGAUGGCCGCCUUUGCAUAUUUAAUAGCCCUUUUCUUUUAUAUAAAUAUAUAGUUCUCUUCACUGUUCUUUUUUUUUUUUUAUCAUGUCCUCCCCUGCCACAUUUAAGAAACUUCAAGCUUUCGAAGUCGGUAACGACUUUUCCAAAGUGACCAAGAUCGUCACUGUCAACUUGAACGAUAUGCUUAGUAAUAUUAAGCCCAACAGUGUCAUUGUAAAGAACUAUUAUGUCGGCAUCAAUGCCUCCGAUGUCAACUUUACCAAUGGCAAAUAUAUCCCUGGUAUCAAGCCUCCUUUUGAUGUUGGAUUUGAGGCCCUGGGUGAGAUUGUUGCUGUUGGAUCCAGUGUUUCCAAAGAUAAGAUUGGUUCAUUUGUCAUUUAUACCCAAUAUGGCGCAUUUGCUGAAUAUGUAGAAAUUUCUCAAAGAGCCAUCACACCUAUUCCUAAUGCUAAACCUGAACUUCUUGGUCUCUUAACUUCUGGUUUAACUGCUUCUAUUGCCUUGGAACAAACAGGCCGUAUGACAAAGGGUGAAACUGUUCUCGUCACUGCAGCUGCUGGCGGUGCUGGCCAAAUUGCUGUUCAAUUAGCCAAAUUAGCAGGUAACCAUGUCAUUGGUACUUGCUCUAGUGAUGACAAAGUAGCUAUGCUUAAGGAAAUGGGAUGUGACCGAGUGAUCAACUAUAAAAAAGAAGACUUUAAAUCUGUAAUGAAGAAAGAAUAUCCUCGAGGUAGCCUUGCUGUUCGUGGUCGCUUGAUUGUGAUUGGUACUAUUUCGACUUAUGCUGCUGAUGGUGGUAUGGCUGGUGAUAAUGUCAACACAUUAAAGCUUUUGGGUACUUCUCGAACAGUUGCUGGUUUCUUUAUGCCUGACUACAAAGAAUUCUUUGGUUCUCAUAUGGCCAAUAUGAUUAAGUUGGUUAAGGAUGGUAAACUCAAGGUGCUUAUUGAUAAUGGCGGUCUCAGCGGCAUUGAUAAAGCCUAUCAACGCGAGUUUAUUGAAUUUGCACUGAACAACCAAGUCUUGAAGUUUGGUUCUUUUGAACUCAAGUCUGGUCGUGUCUCUCCUUACUUUUUCAAUGCUGGUUUGUUUAACAGUGGUAAGACAUUAGGUGCCAUUGGUACUUUUUAUGCUGCUGCGUUAGAAGAUGCUGGUUUUGAAUACGAUGUUCUUUUUGGCCCUGCUUAUAAGGGUGUCCCUCUUGUGUGUGCUACUGUCUUGGCACUUGCAAACCAUCAUAACAAGGAUGCUCCUUACUCAUUCAACCGUAAAGAAAAGAAAGAUCAUGGUGAAGGUGGAAAUAUUGUCGGUACUCCUUUGAAUGGCAAGAUUGUUGUUGUGGAUGAUGUGAUUACUGCUGGUACUGCUAUCAAUGAAUCCAUUGAGAUCAUCAAACAAAACAAUGCUCAACUUGCUGGUGUUCUUGUUGCUGUUGAUCGUGCUGAAGUUGCUCCUGAUGGUUCUGGUAAGAGUGCUAUUCAAGCUGUUGAAGAAAAGAACAAGGUUCAAGUCCGUGCUAUUAUUACUAUGGAUCAUAUCAUGGAAUACAUGGAAGAAAAGGGCACUUAUGAAAACGAACUCAAGUUAAUGAAAGAAUACAAGGCACAAUAUGGCAUUAAGCAUUAAAUUGGAUUAUAUGGGUGUGAUAAAGAAAGAAAGAAAAAUAAAAUAAAAAUAUUCAAGCCACGA
Messenger RNA from Gilbertella persicaria, 1945 nucleotides. Its product is annotated as orotate phosphoribosyltransferase. Gene Ontology annotation, molecular function: orotate phosphoribosyltransferase activity; oxidoreductase activity; zinc ion binding. Bases 341 to 1882 code for a protein of 513 amino acids. The transcript is spliced from 8 exons. Gene Ontology annotation, cellular component: mitochondrion. The record is from RefSeq and is a predicted model, not a curated record. NCBI's taxonomy places the organism in Eukaryota, Fungi, Mucoromycota, Mucoromycetes, Mucorales, Choanephoraceae. Gene Ontology annotation, biological process: pyrimidine nucleotide biosynthetic process.